Cucumis sativus (cucumber) is the source of this 858-nucleotide messenger RNA. RefSeq lists its product as uncharacterized. The record is from RefSeq and is a predicted model, not a curated record. NCBI's taxonomy places the organism in Eukaryota, Viridiplantae, Streptophyta, Magnoliopsida, Cucurbitales, Cucurbitaceae. Bases 137 to 346 code for a protein of 69 amino acids. The transcript is spliced from 3 exons.
UUAUUUCAAAUAAACAAAAAGAAGACGUUAUCUUGAUUACGUCAUCUUAUCCGUCUUCACAAAAGCAUAGCUUCAAGUCACCGAAGCAUCCACUCUCCAGUACAGAUUUAGUUUAGAAGGAAGAAGGAAGGGGAAAAUGGAUGGAUUGCAGGAAAUGGGGAUUCCAAUGCUUGGGAUUGUUGCUGCUGCCGCCAUUACCUUCUACGCUGUAAGCUUUUCAGAGCUUCGAGAGAAAUCAUUCAAAGAUUUGGAUGAAUUGGAGGAUCAGAAAGGAGGGUUUCAGAUGACUUCAAGUUCUAGAGAAAGGCGAGCAAGAAGGAAGGCUGAAAAGGAAGCUAAAAGAUGAUCAUUUUAUCGUGUUUACAUCCUUAAACAAGGACGCCGACUGAUUCAAAUGGAAAAGUAGGUCCAGUCCUCCUUGAUGGAUUAUAGCAGUUUUAUUGUACCAACAAAUCAUUGGAUCUUUGAAAUGUUUGUCCACUUUUAAGGUUUCUCUGUCAUUCUGAACAAUGAAAGUAAAAUUCGAAAAGAACAGGGGUAUGAACGUACUUGUAGAUCUUGAGUGUUUCAAGUGAGACCGGAUGUCCAGAAUAAGUAAAUCCAUGAGAAAAGGAACCUGGAAGUAAUAUUGUUGGAUAAAGAAAAUAGGCUAUCAGCUACUGGAGUUGGAGAUUUUAUAUUAACAGUAAUUGACUAGUUUAUUGUAUAAGCAGUAUACCUAGCUCGUUGCUAUGGGAGUAAUACCACAUCAAAGAUUUCAGGGUUAAUGAUCAGGAAGGUAAGCCGAUGAUAGUGUCUACAGUGUGCAGUAGACUAUUAGGCUUGAUAGAAACAAUGAAAAGCCUAAACUAAGCAAGA